AUGCAAGAAUCAAAAAUGCAGCUAGUCGAUUGGCUAGAUGACUUGUGUGUCCGCUUCAUCAUCAACCUUCCCCAAGAAGAGCUUGAAAGCGUCGCCCGAAUCUGUUUCCAGGUCGAAGAAGCCCAGUGGUUCUAUGAGGAUUUCAUCCGUCCCACUGACCCCUCGCUACCCUCGCUCAACCUAAGGGACUUUUGUCUUCGUAUCUUCCAACACUGUCCCCUUCUGUCUACCUUCUCCGACUCGCAACACACCGCCGCCUACCAAGAGUUUCUCGCCUACAAAACCCGCGUCCCUGUCAGAGGCGCCAUCCUGCUCAACCAUGACAUGGAUCAAGUAGUCCUCGUCAAGGGCUGGAANAAGAGUGCAACAUGGAGUUUUCCUCGUGGAAAGAUCAACAAGGACGAACCAGAUCUUGACUGUGCCAUCCGUGAAGUCUGGGAAGAGACGGGCUAUGACAUUGCUGCCGCUGGCCUGGCCAAUGACGACCAGAAAUACAUCGACGUGACUAUGCGUGAACAGCAUUUGCGAAUGUUUGUCUUCCGCGGUGUCCCUCUCGAAACUCACUUUGAACCAAAGACCCGCAAGGAGAUUAGCGUUCGUCUAUCCAAGCCACUCUCGCAGCCCGUGAUAAACAACCGUGUCAUCUCGCACCACCAAGACUCCAACGCUGACCAGGGCACCGUGAGUGCCAACAAACUGUACAUGGUCGCUCCUUUCUUGCCACCUUUGAAGAAGUGGAUCAACCAGCANAAGAAGCGUGAUGCUGCUCGCCAAGCACAGGUCGAAUCUGUUGUCGAGGAAGCUGUGGAUGUUCCAUCGGAUUCACCGGCUGUAGAAGCCCCUGCUGCGAAUGCCGCCUUUGAGCUCAAACGUUUGUUGAGCGUCAAUGUGCCAGGUCAGGAUUCACCCAACACAGCGAACGGCGAGGGCAACCAGGCGAACGCACUACUUGCCAUGCUUCGUGGAAAUCCUUCUGCUGGUGGACUGGCUCCUCCAGUAAACAACGAUCUGCCUCCAGUCACCCCUCUGGAUCAAGUCACCAGUACUCCUCCAGAGCCCGGUACUCCACACUAUCAGCAUCACCAGCCUUCACCUGCUGUCAGACAACAACCUCCUCCCGGCUUCCCCUUCCCUUCACCUGCUCACCAGCGCAAUGUGUCUCUCCAUCCGCCAGGCUUCUUUGGUCAAAAUGCUCACGAGAACCUGCAACGCGUCGUGCCGGAAAUGUCACACAUGUCGCAGCAGCCUCCGCAUGCUGUUCAUCAUAUACAUCCUCAAGGUCCACAUCCUUCGAUGCAACAGCAGCUGUUCCCUGGUGGCCAUCCUGCGCCAAUUGCACACGGUCCAAUCGCUCCAUCAGCAUCUCAGUUACCGGCUCCGAGACUUAAUAACCAUGCUAUGAAUUUGCUGAGUGCUUUCAAGGCACCUUCGCAAUCGCCCAUCAGUCACAACGCCAUGCCGUAUGGCAACGGGUCUAUGUCUUUCCCUAGUCCCAGCCAGAAUCACAUGCAAGCCCACCAGCAGCAGCAGCAAGGCACAGGAGACGCACAGCACGCUCGUAGACGAUCUGAACACCAGAAUUCUUUGUUGGGUCUUUUCAAGUCUCCCAAUACUCCUAGAGCUGCUCCGGUUUCUCAACCUCCUCAAAUGACCCUUCCAUUCCAUACUGCCCAGAAUCCUGCCUCGACGACGCCUACAACAUCGGCGGCUACUGCAACGGCACCAACUCCUCAACAAAGAAACGCAAGUCUGGCCAUGUUGACAAGAACAUUACCAAAGGCUAAACCGACCCCACCUCCUGCACAGACCAAGACAGACAUGUUCCCAGCGAAGCAAGUUGUACAAGAAGUCCAAGCAGCACAGGACAGAGCUGCGCCAGAGGCUUCGAGUAAAAACUUUGCUCCUGAUGCUCCACGUGCUCCAAUGUCGAUACUACCAAGACCUGGCUCGGCAGCCAAUAGAGGUUCACCUGCGCCUCCAUCUUCGGAGUCGAUUCAAACUCCGCACAAACUGCGACAAGGUAACAAGAAUGAAUCGCCGGGCAAUUUCACCAUUCUACAAAGGCCUUCGCCCCGAGCUGAUCAAAACGGAUCACCCGAGAUGCCUCAGGUGAGGCAACCGCCGCCUCCUAAGCAGCCCACGCCAAAGCAAGCAGCACUGAAGCAGUCUGUACCAAGAAAAGCACAAGAGGCACCAAAACAGUUCCAACCACAGAUUCUGCAAAGACCAAAGGCGGAGAUGUCAGGAUCAAGUCCGGGCGCGGAGCAGCCCAUGCAAAAUAGUGGAGAGCAACGUAAUGCGCUCCUCGCCUUGUUUGCAAAGCAGAAUCCUGGGCUUUCUCAGGCUGAGAGUAGAUCUGGAUCAGCCAUGUCAAACAACUCAGGGGCGCCUCUACCAUCAGAUUCCUCACUUUUCAGGUCACGGCUGGCUAGCGCUUCUUCGGUGGUGAGCAACGGNGGAGAGAAUGAUGGACUUAAGUCGCCAUCUACACCAGUGGAAGCUAAAGGAUUUCUCCUUGACUAUCUUAAUGGCGUAGUGAAGAGCGAGAAGAACAAGGGUCCCAAGAGAGGCCCUGUUUGA
Molecule: messenger RNA, 2580 nt
Organism: Aureobasidium musti
Lineage: Eukaryota; Fungi; Ascomycota; Dothideomycetes; Dothideales; Saccotheciaceae
Source: the annotation of a GenBank genome assembly